Molecule: messenger RNA, 9524 nt
Organism: Heterotrigona itama
Lineage: Eukaryota; Metazoa; Arthropoda; Insecta; Hymenoptera; Apidae
Source: the annotation of a GenBank genome assembly
AUAAUUAAAAAAGUUGAUAAUGUUAGAAGUUCAGAUGAGAAGUUGAAGCAUAGUAUUAUUAUACAUCUUAUAAUGGAAAGAAGGAUGUAUUUUAUUUAGAAACAAAUAGACAAGGGAGUUCCAGGAGGUACGUGUGAAGUAUUAUAUGCCAUCUAGGACACUCUGUCGCAUACGUUCCACUGCACGCGUGGCGUGCCAUAUUUCUAUCAGCUACUAUAAUCGGUUAAUGAGCCAAUCGAGAGAGAAACCGUGAGGACUGAGUAUAAACGACGCGAUAGAACAGAUGACAUACAGUGUCCGGUGUAAUAUUUCAAAUAAACGAAAUAUUAAGAUAUCAUUAUAUAUAGUUAUAUUAUUUUAUAGAUCAUACAUAGAUGUAUCUUUUUCAGAAUGUAACAACAUCAAAUUUUGCCAGGAGUACAAACGUGCAGUUUUUAAAAAUUGACCAUCUCGCGCAAAUUGAAGGAAACUUACCACUGAUGUGGCCAAAGAUGAAGCAGAUCGCCGAGAUCGCGAAGCCGGAUGCGACAGCGGUGGCCAAGACAGAGAGUCCGCUUCCGGAAACCGCGGAAGACGCAGCUGCGCCGGAUACAACGAGACUGAAGAGGAAAGUUGCGAAACACUCUACGGCCACGGCUCUCCAGAGCUCGAGACUGCGAGCCUCUAUCGACAUGGGUGCUUUCUUUUCUACCGGUUCCGCGUUGUUCUCUUUGAACGACGAGAUCCUCGUUAACAAGGUCACGAUGUGAGCGUCCAACUCCUUCGAAAACGUCUCGGUGGUCAUUUUUCUCAACCGAGGUUUACCGAAACUUGGCAGAAUGAACGACAAUGCACUCUUACGAACGCACUUUCGCGCGAUGUCAAGGCUUUCCCGACGCGAGAAAGUAUGGUAUAUAUUCAAAUUAGCGGGCGAGAGGACGAAAGAGCGGCGAUGACUCUUGCAACGAGGGUACACGACGCGCGUAGUCGAUGUUGUCGGAAUGGCAACGCGCUUUCGAGUGACAUGACGAUCGUCCGAACAAGUGGGCCCAGACUGUACGCGAGUGCCUCCACCACCGCACCACCCCCACUCUUCGACCACCACCGGUGCAUCUGUGCCUGAACCCGAGGAAACCGACAGGCCACGCGCAGCUUGUGUAUGUACAUACGUGGCCCAAAAAAAAGUACGGAACGAUAGGGGGAGAAGAGUGUCCAAGGUGAAAUCGUAGCGCCAAGACAGGAUGUGGUCAAGAUGGUGUUUGAAGGGUAAUUGCAGCACCCUCGUGGGAUUGGGAUUUUUUUCCUGUGUCCAGGUUUAACCCUAGCCUGCGAUGAGACUGUGCGUCUGCACAGUGAUCUUGUUAACGAUAUAUCCGAGGAGAAUUAUACAAGAUAUAAUUAAACGAAAUGUUCUUUCUGCGUCAGAAAAUUAGCAGAGAAUACAGGGAGGGACAGAAGUUUAAAAUGAAAACAAAGAAUGGAGAAGUUCUGGAUAAAAUGGCACGAGCGAACUCAUCCACACGCGCGUUGAACUAUAAUGAAUAUUAAAAAGAAUAAUUGCGCCGAGAGCUGUCUUAUUCCCACGAGUUCAAAGACUGUUUUAAUACAAAAGUCCCCAGAAGCAAAAAAGAAGGGAUGCACGCAUGACAGAACGUAAACAACGAUUAUAAUAACGUUCAUUUAAAUCAACUUUACACGGACAUAAGGCCUGGAUGGACCGAGUGUCUUGUCUCGUAAAUUUGUGUUCAUCAUACACAUUGUAAACUUGAGUACCUCGCGAAUAUAAUGAGCAGAGUGCAGCCUUAAAGAAACUAUAACUCUUCUAUUCAGAACCAUCAUUUUCAACUCCAAAAAUAUACAGGAUGGUUCAUUUAAGUGAGAAUAUCUAAAAAAUAUCUUUUCGAAUUGUAAUGAUGCAAAAAAUAUUUUUAACAUGAAUGGUCAAUAAUUGAAUACUUUUUUCCCAAAGUGAUUUAUUUUUUCAGUUUUCAAGAUCAUUGAUGUUUCUUUUUCAUACAAUUAUACAUGUAACUGUUUCUUAUUUCUAUUUAGCAAUACAUAUAACUAUUAACAAUAUAUACAUGUAUUUAAUAUAUUCCAUACAACUAUACAUACAACUAUUUUCUUUUAUUGCAUCGUUGCAUUUAUAACUGGCAAAAAAAAAAUAAUCUUGAAAUGAAUCUGAUAUCCAAAAAAUUUAAUUUUUUUUUUUUGAAAUGAUUAAUCACUUUUAUAUUGCUGCCAAAUCCCAGUGAGAAAUGCACAGGAUUUACAGAAUCCUUUUGUGAAAGUCUCGAUGAAAAGAUAAAUGAUACAGAUGAAAUUUUUCUCCUUUUAAUAUUCGUAUUGUGAUAGUUUUAAAAAUGCUACUCUCACGCUCUAGUGAGUCUUGGACUCACGUAUGGAUUUUCCUCAAUUUUAGCUACAGUAAUACUUUUAUUUCUUUCAUUAUUAAUAGUUUUAGUACCCGCAUGUUUUUUCAUGACAUUGCCAGUUUGACGAAAAGUUUUGAGUAUGUAUUUCGUGACGGACGAUUAGGAAAUAUAUCUUGAACUGCUUCUCUCAAACACUGAUCGUAAAUGAAUAUCGCAUCUAUCUUUUCUUGCACUGAGUACGCCAUUGUGAAUUACUGACACGCUGAUAUUUCGAUACGCUGAUCGGAAUUUCAAGCUGCUAGAACAGAUUAUCAUUGACGAUGUAAACAAAUAGUAAACAUGUUUAUUUACAUUUAUUAUUAGACUUUCGAUCGUCGCUAAGAUCUGUAAUCUCGAUAGACAUAAAGUUAUAAAAUUUAUUUGUAAAACUUACAUUUUCAAGAUCAUGUUCUUUACAUAUCUGAACGUAUUUUUUACCAGUUACGCGAUGUAAUAAAAAAUAUAUAUAUAGUUUAUGAGAAAAAAAAAAUACAAAUAUCGAUGACAUUGAAAACUCCGAAAAAAAUGAUCUUGGAAAAAAAUUACAUUGUCUUUUUGAUAUCGUUCAUAUCAUGCGCAUCAUCGCAAUUCGAAAAGAUAUCUAAGUGGCCCCGUUUGAAUGGACCACCCUAUAUAAAUAUAAUUUGUUUCACAAAUUGGACGAUUUCAUAUAUCUGAAAACUCUGAAGAAAAAUGAUCUUUGAAAAAAAAAUACACUUUUUUACAUCAUCGUAAUUCGAAGAAAUAUUUAAAUGGACCACCCUGUAUAAUGAACGGUAUUGCAGUCGUAAAAAGAAAACCAUCAUCUUCAACUUCAGAAAUGCUGUCGAGAAUGAAUCGUUCGUAAAUCAUCGGGACAGGAAGGCGAGACGUGUAUCUUCAUGUCAAUCGACUCUUCUUACUUUUGCAAUUCGCGAAUGGCGUUCUAUUUCGCGUUCACUUUUGUUCUCAGAAGCCGACCCCGUCGUGUCAAGCGUGACGAUUCCAAGAGGAUAGCCGAGAACGGACCAGCGUAAUUAAGCCCGGGCCAGUUCUUUACAGGGACUGUACAAGCGUCUCCGGCCCCGUAACUCGGAGCAAUUGCUCGAGCAAUGCACGUUCCUAAAUACAACGUGAUCUCUGUGUCACCGAGUCUAUCAGUUACUUUCGCGACUAACAUUUUUUCAGCCAAACGCAUCCGGUUAAAUUACGUUGUAACUGUGACAUUCAAUUUGGAUAUAUAUAUAUAUAUAUGUAUAAUUCUCUGUUCAUUGAUUAUAUAAAUCUCUAUUCUUAAUAGACUACAAAGAAUCUAACGAAAGCAACAAAAUAGCGAAGAACAGCUCGAGACGAUCGCAAUCGACAGAGAGAUUAUUUAACGAUGAAAGUAACGCAAUAGCGGAAUCGAGGGGGGGAAAUCGUCGAUUAUUGCGUUAUUCAUGUCCAUCGGUAUGUUAUCAAUCUCAACGAUACUGCAGCGGUGAUUUAAUUUUAUUCAACGAUUAUGUUUUAAAAACACAAGUAUCUAGAACAUAUAUAGGUUAGGUAUGCAGACAGUCUAUUUGUAAGAACGAAAUUUUACAAGUUCAUCAAAUUAUCUAGUGAUCACCUACAUUCGAAUUAUUUAAUUUACAAACAUUUUAAUACAAAGAUAAUGUCCGCCUCGAAUGAGCAUCACUGAUGUACAAUCAAUUUCAGGUAAAAUUUCCGGAAGAUAAGCGUGUACACCUCGCACGAGCCACGCUCUUAUGACUGAACUCUAUAUACGUGUAUGUGUGUGCAGUGUGUGAAUACAACUCAUCCAUUCACGCGACGGCAUACUUGGGCAAUCAUAGGGAUUCAUAGAUCCUGUUGCUCGAUUAUUUCAGUAUAUAACAAGUAUUUGCCGGUACGUGGGCGUUUGAUUGCGGCGCGUAUUUGCACGCGAGGGUAACAUUAACCAAGUUCAGUACACUCUGGAUGUUGCUCCGAGUAACGUUCGUAUCGCAAACGAUUUUCUCCGAUGUCAACUACCACAGGCUUUCGCUUUUCAUCGUACAACCGAGAGUUUGCUGAGAGGCCGAGUUUCCUCGCUUUACUACGUGCCUGAGGAAGUGUUGCGCGUGUGUACACACCGACAAGCACGCUGCUGCCCCUCCUUGGUGAAGUACCAAUACGCGCGCGGGCAAGAUGGCCGCGUAUACCUUGUGUUCAUCGAUUGGACGCGUCUGUUUUUAUCUGUGCCUCCUUGGAGCUACGGUAUUGUGUCAAGAACAGAUAUCCCCGGGUAGUCGAUAUUAUAGUCGCGAUGGAGUGUACGUGCCUCCGAACGGGCCGGAUCGCAGAACCGACACUUAUGUUUACAAAGAUAGGAGGUACGGAUAUCGUCCUAGUUACCUGGACCCUGUUUACAGAGGACCUACCAAGGCGCCAGACACUCGGUACCUUUACGAAGACACAACCUCGAGACUACCUCUACCUGGGAUAUUAGGUGGCUGGCGAGAGGAUCUCCAAGGAAGAGAAAGGCCUGAUUCAAAAAAUCUAGACAGAGACGUGACCGUGAUCACAGCCUAUGGACAAGUGCAAGGAUUCAAGGUUCACUUGUAUGAUGAUCCACAAGCAAGACACAGGCCCUGGAAUUUACCAGUUGAAAGAGUUACCAAGCAUGUUAACGUAUUCCUUGGUAUUCCUUAUGCCAUGCCGCCUACGAAGGAAGGUAGAUUUAAACCACCUAGACCUCACAGAGGUUGGCAGUUGUUGCAAGCUGUUGAUUGGGGACCAGCUUGUCCUCAGCCCAGCGCAUACACUGGUGCCACCAAAGGUAUUCGCGAUGUCGACGAGGAUUGCUUGUAUUUGAACGUUUUUACGCCAGAUAUCAGCUUUGGUUUAGCUCAAGCAUAUCCGGUGAUGUUCUACAUCCAUGGCGGAGAGUUUACCCACGGGGCUAGCAACUUAUUCCCAGCUCACAUCCUGGCUGCAUUUUACAAUGUAGUCGUUGUUUCUAUCAAUUACCGGUUAGGAGCUCUAGGAUUUUUAAGUACUGGAGAUGAGAAUAGCCCUGGAAAUUAUGGAAUUCUGGAUCAAGCUAUGGCAUUGAGAUGGGUGUACGACAAUAUCAGAGCCUUCAAUGGCAAUCCUGAUGCAAUAACUCUCUUUGGACCCGGGGCCGGAGCAGCAAGUGCUGGAUUGUUGAUGGUCGCUCCUAAAACCAGACAAAUGGUGUCGAAAGUGAUAGCUCAGUCAGGUUCUGCGCUGGCAGAUUGGGCAGUUAUAAUGGAUAAGUACAGAGCGCAAAAUACGUCCAGAGUGUAUGCAGAAUCAUUAGGCUGUAGCAUAGAAAGUAGUUGGAAAUUGGUGCAGUGCUUGAGGAAUGGUAGAUCUUUCUUCGAGUUGGGUAAUUCUGAAUUAAAGCCACACAUUGGUACGUUUCCUUGGGCUCCUGUGUUGGAUGUUAAUUUUACAGUACCAAGUGACAGUUGGUACGAAGACUGGAGAGCAGCAGAUUGGCGUUUCUUUGUAGAGACACCUGAACAAAGCAUAAAAAGUAAUAAAUUUACGGACAACUUGGCAUACAUGGCUGGUGUGACUACUCAGGAAGCUGCAUUCCUUAUAUAUAACAAUGCAACGUUAGCCAGGAAUCAAUAUAUCAUAGAUUCGGAAUUAUUCGACCAAAAAAUCUGGGAACUUGUUCUUCAAUAUAAUUAUACUCUAAAUCCUCAAGGAGUUUACGAGGCUAUAAAAUAUAUGUACACAUACUGGCCAGACCCGAAAAACAUAACCCACAUUCGUGAUCAGUAUAUCAAUCUUUUGUCUGAUUUUCACUAUGUUGCUCCCUUUGACAAAAUAGCAAAAUUAUUGGUAGAGAAACGUGUACCUACAUAUUUGUACGUACUAAACACAACAAUGGAAGCAUUGAGAUUACCACAGUGGCGCAGUGUUUCUCACAACACUGAACUUCUUUGGUUAACAGGAGCACCUUUCAUGGACAUUGAAUUUUUCCCUCAAAAGUGGAACUUAAAACGAGAUAUGUGGACGGACAAAGAUCGCAAUAUGAGUCAUUUUUUCAUGAAAGCGUACGCAAAUUUUGCAACGUACGGAAAUCCUACACCAUCGCAAAUAUUAGGAUUGCACUUUGAUGUUGCCAAACCUGGACAGUUGCGGUAUUUGAACAUCAACACCACUUACAACAGUUCAAUAUUAUUGAACUAUCGACAAACUGAAAGUGCUUUCUGGUCUAUGUAUUUGCCAACCGUUAUUGGUCGUCUGGUACCUACGUAUCCACCAGUUACUGAAUAUUGGUGGGAACCAAAACAACCCCUGCAAAUUGCUUUUUGGUCAGUUUCUACUGCCUGCCUGUUAUUAAUCGUGCUUUCUGUAGUGUGCUGUAUGCUUUGGCGCAAUGCCAAAAGACAAUCUGACCACUACUAUAGCGGAGACAUCCUCAUGGUGCGAGACGACGAACCCUCGGAGGGAAUCGAGAAUAUGACUCGCGCUUCGAAAGAAAACAUCCACGAGUAUCGUGACACACCACCGGUCAGAUCUAGAAUACCACGGCAGAAUGAAGCGAAGCUCCAGGAACGAUUGGCGCAUAAUCGAAAAUUCAGCUCUACUCCAUCGCUAAGGAGCAAUUCCAACAUCUCACUGAAAGAUAUGCGUUCCGAAGGAUUUGUUACCAGUUCACCAAAUGGACAACCUAGAUUAAGCAAAGCUAUGAGCCAGUCUUCAAUAGCAAAAACUAAAAGCAAGACGCAUUUAGUUCAAGGUGUCCCACAAACAGCUGUAUAAUGUCUUUCUUCCUUCUUUUUUUCUUAAAGUAUUAUUUCAUCAUUUUCUACCUAUAGUUGCAUUAUUUAUUUUUCUGAACAAAAGUUCAAGCUCGUCAGACGUCUGAAAUCAGAAAUAUAGGUUUUCCUUAAACAAUGUGUGUUCAUAUAUAUGGAAAAGUGUCUUUUAGUACAACUGGAGAUACUAAAAAGUAUUUUGUAUAUAGAAAAAUGGAAAGAUUUAUUAAGCGACUGAAAAGUCAAUACUGCAAGACUUGGCUAAACGUUUCGUCCGUCCAUAAUAUUGUUAUUGUAUUAAUAUUGCAUUGUACAUAUCGACACACGUAUUUUGUACUUUUUUAUGUUUUUAAUUUUUAUCGUUGUAAAGAUCGAUGUUACUUAUAUACCGAAUAUGAAAUCUAUUUUUUAGCGAAAGCUAAAAACGACAGUAAUUAUGUAUACUAUAUAAUAGUAUAAUAUAAUUACUUUAAGAACAAAUUUAAUAAUCGUUCAAACAAACGUAGAGAGUUUUUAUAUAAUUUUAUACUAAAAAAAGUUACAAAUUUAUUAUAUAUUAUAAGAUAUUUAUAUAUUCCAAUGUUUUCUUUAUAGUAUUGGUGGAAAACACGUGUAAUCGAAUCGAUCUCACUAUUACCGCUGUUGCAAUUCCAAUAUUAUAAAUUAAUUCUAGUAUUUUAAAGUACCUAAUUAUUAUACAGAUGUAUAUUAUUAUAUAAUAUAAAGAAGUUUAUGUAUUUUACGAUAUACGAGAUCUCUAUCUUGUAUGAAAAAGGGUACUACAUUACACGUAUUAUCACAGUUGCAUUUAAUUUAGGAAAUACAUAUAUUUAAGAAAUAUGUAUUGUAAGUGUUAGAGAAUAUCAAACAUCACUGUUAAAUUAAGAUUUCUUUUAAAUUAAAGACCACACCGUGCAGGCAAUAUACAAGCGUUCAAAAAUCCCAAGAUGUUCAAACGCAGCCAUAUUCGUGUCAUACAUUUUGCUCGCUAGACAUACAGAUAUAUUCAUCGUAGAAUUCUAACGAUCAUGGUAAAUCGUAAAUAAUUUUUCGAUCCAGAGGUAGAGAAACAUGGGACCAAAACGUGAAACCGUAAGAUUCGAUUUUGAAAACACGCGUGCUCCGCAUGUCUGUUCCUCUCUCUUUCUCUCAUGUACCAAAUUGUGCGAAAAUCACGCGUAGAAGUACGUAUCCAAGGGGAAGACGCGAAUAGAUCGGGAACAACAAACGAAGAAUCAGUUCGACCCUCUCCGUUUGGAAGUGAAGUAUCCCGGAACGGCGAUACAGUUGUUGCAAUGCGAAGAGAAACCGAUUCUGCUGGCCGCCGCGGCAGCUUUGGCGAAAUUUGGUGGCAAAUGCCGGGAGAACCUGCAAGUUUUGUUCGAUCUUGAAAUCAUGGACAGUGUGAUCCCAUUGAUCACGCACGAGGAUUUGUUUACACGAAGGUUCACUUCAAAUAUGUUCCAUUCCUUUCUUAAUUUAUUCGUUUAUAAUUUUCUACUGAAAUAUCAAAAACAAAAAAAUAUGUAUUGUUAAUUUCUGUAUGUACGUGUAUAAUCUAAUUGUAAUCUUUUGUAAUAAAAAUAAAACAGAUUCGCGCUAAAAUUGUUGGCUGAAAUGGUAGCCAUCCCUAACGUCCGUGACUUCCUGCUGGAUUCCGACUAUUACAUCCCGCACUUCACCAAAGUCCUGAUCAACGAACGUGACACUUUUAUGCACGAGUUCUCCUCCUUGAUCCUGGCAGAGAUUACCAAGGAUGUUUAUGGAAUAGCGCAGUUGCUGAAACAAUAACCUGUUGCAAGAUCCCGUUGGUGCAGAGCAGAUCAUCGAAACUAAGGUCGAAAAGUUGAACGACUCCACCCGCGAGAGAUCAGGUUGUGAAAUGGCCUAUGAUUUUCCAGAGUUUCGAUCUGCAACUUGUGUACGAGUUAUUCGACUCUCCUUACGCUGAGAUCCAGAAGCUGGCGCUCGAUGUGGUGGCCGAUCUGAUGCGCAGGAAUAAAGACGAUCGUCUGCACGAUCGCUUCCGACGUACGAACGGGCUUGGAGCUUUGUUAGAACAUCGAGUGGGAGGAUCUUCACGCGGAUGCGCUCAAGAUUCUCUGUUUCGCAUGUGACAACCCUACCACGGUUGAACUGUUCGAUAAUAUAGGCGGCAUCAGGCAGAUAUUGAAAUACAUAGAGGACACGUCGAACUCGAAGCUUUUUAUGGAAGCUCUGGACAUAGCUGUUCGUUUGUCGCACACGUCUAGGGGUAGAAAAGUAAUGUAUGCGAUUUAAAUAGACUGAUUGGUUGAUUUAUUGCGGAUCGAGUAAACGACAUAUUGCUUAAAGCAAUGUUGGCUGUUGACAGAUUGAUCUAUAGUGUGAUCUGUGUUUCUUAAUCCUUGGU